Molecule: messenger RNA, 1008 nt
Organism: Orycteropus afer afer
Lineage: Eukaryota; Metazoa; Chordata; Mammalia; Tubulidentata; Orycteropodidae
Gene: CTSH
Product: cathepsin H
Exons: 12
Coding region: 1-1008 (335 amino acids)
Biological process (GO): immune response
Cellular component (GO): lysosome
Molecular function (GO): cysteine-type endopeptidase activity
Source: RefSeq, a predicted model, not a curated record
AUGUGGGCUGUCCUGCCCGUUCUCUGCGCUGGGGCUUGGCUCCUGGGGACUCCCGCCUGCGACGCCGCCGCCUUGUCCGUGAGUGCCUACGAGAAGUUUCAUUUUAAAUCAUGGAUGGAGAAGCACCAAAAGAAAUACAGCUCAGAAGAGUACCACAAAAGGCAACAGACCUUUGUCAGCAACUGGAGGAAGAUAAAUGCCCACAACGCUAAGAACCACACAUUCAAAAUGGCACUGAACCAAUUUUCAGACAUGACCUUUGCUGAAAUAAAACGAAAAUACCUUUGGUCAGAGCCUCAGAAUUGCUCAGCCACCAAAAGUAACUACCUUCGGGGGACUGGUCCCUACCCACCGUCUGUGGACUGGCGGGAAAAGGGACAUUUUGUCACACCAGUGAAAAAUCAGGGUGGCUGCGGCAGUUGCUGGACUUUCUCCACCACAGGGGCCCUGGAGUCUGCCAUCGCUAUAGCCGGAGGGAAGCUGCUAUCUUUGGCAGAACAGCAGCUGGUGGACUGUGCCGAGGACUUCAAUAAUCAUGGCUGCCAAGGGGGUCUCCCCAGCCAGGCCUUCGAGUACAUCCUAUACAACAAGGGCAUCAUGGGUGAAGACACCUACCCCUACACGGCCCGGGAUGGUGUCUGCAAGUUCCAACCCAAGAAGGCCAUUGCAUUUGUCAAGGAUGUGGCCAACAUCACACUCAAUGAUGAGGAAGCGAUGGUGGAAACUGUUGCCCUGUACAACCCUGUGAGCUUUGCCUUCGAGGUGACAGAAGAUUUCAUUCAGUACAGGAAGGGCAUCUACUCCAGUACUUCCUGCCAUAAAACUCCAGAUAAAGUGAACCAUGCAGUAUUGGCUGUUGGGUAUGGAGAAGAAAAUGGUAUACCCUACUGGAUUGUGAAAAACUCCUGGGGUACCUACUGGGGGAUGGAUGGGUACUUCCUCAUUGAGCGAGGGAAGAACAUGUGUGGUCUGGCCGCCUGUGCCUCCUACCCCAUCCCUUUGGUGUGA